AUGCGCGUACCAACACUGCUCUCCCUUGCGGCGCUUCUAACCAACGCAAUCGCCAUAACCACCACAACCGUCCUGACGCCAGUGGAACAAUCACCGUACUACUAUCUGGGAUGCUAUCCCUACACUGCAGAUGUCGCCAUCGGGGCAUACGACAUACCGAACAUUGCCACAGGUUACAACAACGGCAACCCAGUCGAUUGCCAGAUCGGCUGCGAUCAGCAAUUCCACGCACCCUACGUCUUCAUGUACGGCACAUACUGCUACUGCCAGGUCCGCGAGGUGGAGUUCGACAUCCACCAACCGGGCGGCGCUCCAGUCGACAAUUCCUUCUGCACUACGCCAUGCUUCGUGGACCCCAACGCCCCGUGUGGCACAUUGUCCGAUGCGGAUGCUGGGAGGUAUGUCACGGUGUACGGCAAUGACCACGUUGUCGAGUAUCAGCACAUUGGCCUCAUCGUCAACAUCAUCGAUACCUCAAAGCAGAGAUUAUCUUCCGGAAGGGUCUUUGGCAAGUACAUCAACAUCGGCGCUAUCCUCGGCCGGUGUCUCUACGCGAGGACCUAUCAUGUUCACCCCAGGCCCAGUCCCGACAUCAUUGAUAGCACCUGGGAGCUUGAGCAUCUCUACAACAUCGAGGUCUUCGGCAGCCUCCUUAUCUGUCCAAAGCCCGGCCAUUUCGAGAACCUCGACCUCUUUUACGAGCCCAAACAGCAUGGUUCUGGCUUCGGGUUCUACAACGUCUACAUCUACCACAACAGUGAGGCCCGCAACGUCCACAUCCACAAGAACAACCGCCAACACCCUACCGUCUUCUGCGAGCCCCCUAUCGUCCUCCGCAUCGUCUCCUUUACCCAGCUCCAGCACAACGGGUUCGUCGGCAUCGCUAUCACAGAUGUUUUCCGCUACAUCUGCCGGUUCUCAAAAUCCGAUAUUGUCCGGCACUACGUUGGUCCUGUCUUCAAGCGACUCCACCUCGCGGGCAACCACUUUCCAGCUGAUCAACUCUUCCUCGACUUCAACGACGACACCGAUGACGGGCAAUACUUCAGUAGCACAAAGCGCGUUGACAAGUGA
Colletotrichum aenigma is the source of this 1074-nucleotide messenger RNA. RefSeq lists its product as uncharacterized. The transcript is spliced from 4 exons. The record is from RefSeq and is a predicted model, not a curated record. Bases 1 to 1074 code for a protein of 357 amino acids. NCBI's taxonomy places the organism in Eukaryota, Fungi, Ascomycota, Sordariomycetes, Glomerellales, Glomerellaceae.